UUUGCACCUACCAGUUUCUUUUGUUCCAGGAAGCCAGUAUAAUGCAAGAGCAAUGCAAAGGGUUUCCAACCGGACUCUGAUUUCUGACCCACCAUUUGUUCACUGAUAUCUACUACAGAAGAUAGCAAUGGAUGACAAGGUGACUGCUGUGGGUAGGCGAGCUGGAUGUGAGAUGUGAAGGAAGACGUGGCCAUCAACCCCAUAGCCUUCAGCUACUUUUACAGACAGACAAAGGCAAUUGCUAAACCAGUCCUCCAUAAGAUAUGGGUCAAUAAAGGAAAUCGGAAACAUCUAAAUUAAAAGAAAAGAUUUAUGAUGGAGUCUGCAAACCAGAACAGACAAUAUUACCAACCAUGGAGGGUUGAACCAUCAUACCACAGUAAACCGUGGAAUAAUUCAAUAAACAGUGCAUACUUCAAUGCCCUGGCAGCAAGGAGGCCUAUAUGGGGUUCAGGCAUGGGGUUGAUGGACAGAGAGACAAGUGCUUUUUUUGUAAAGCCUGGAUCCCAACCACGUUAUUCAGCUUUUAGCAGCCAUGGGAUACAACCAAAAAUGAUAGAGAAUGGAGGUGCUUAUCCCAUAUUAAAUCACUUACCUCUAAACCACAGAAGUAUGAGAGAGGAGAUUUUUCCAGGUUUAUACAACUAUGUAGGGAGUUCUUACCAUGAAAGCCAAUUUGAUGGUAUGACUUCAUCAAGAUGGGUAGCAGCUGGAUCAGAACUAAUAAAAUUAGACCCCGAACCUAUUGCUACAUCAAUUUUCAAAUCUCCAUGGAGCUUUAUACAAAAUUCUUCUUUUGCAAUGGGAGAACAACCGUGUGACCACCCUGGUAGUAAAAGUAUACAGCAUAUGAAUGGUAAUUAUUCACCUAUAGAGGCUGUCAGGGUUGUGGAGCAGGAAUUUAUUAGGCCUCCUGUAGAUUAUAUAACAUCUGCAGCCUUUAAAACUAAAGAGUCCUAUAAUAUUAAUAUGUGCUCAGGUAUUAAGUAUUCAACCGACGACUCACCUGAUGCACAGGCACCUCCAGAGACCAUUGAAGAACAUCAAGACAACAAUACCAACAACCACCUGUUGCCUCCUACCAGGGAAACAAUAGAUCUUACAGACGAUAGAGAAGAACUGAAAGAUGAUAGUGCAUGUGGUAUAGAAGGAAAUGUCUUAUUAAUUGAUGAUAAAGGGAUCCCAUAUACAGUUUCAAAGACAGAUCUAGAAACAUUAUCAAAAAAAGCUCAAGAGGAGAGAUCAUUCCAAGUUCCUAAAAAGCUUCACAAUUGUCCGAUGUGUUUUAGGACAUUCCUUUACAUGUCUGACCUGGAGAGACAUAGUAUCACCCAUUCUGAGAAAAAGCCAUUUGAGUGCGAAGUGUGUGGUAAGAGCUUUAAACGCUCAUCCCACUUGCAACGGCACAAACAUAUUCAUACUGGUGAGAGAGCAUUCCAGUGUGUCAUCUGCUUAAAGGGUUUCAGAGAGUCUGGGGAGCUGUUAAGACAUCAAAGGGUGCACACUGGUGAGAAACCAUACCAGUGUAACAUCUGUCAUCUGCGCUUCACUGAGCGAAACACCCUGCGGCGACACAACAAGCGAAAACAUUCCAGUGAUACAUUGCAGCAACAGGAUGCUGAAGACAGCAGUGACUUGGGAGAGACUCUGCAGGACAUUCCCAGUGUAGAGGACCCAGAAUGAUCUAUGAUGUUCCAUCAAACAACCUUUAUACUUGUUUUCUAUAGAUCUAUUUAAACAUUUGUUUCUGCAUCAUUUGCAGCUCUUAAUAUCCGUAUGACCACACCAUUGUUUCUCUUGGCAUAUUUGUAUUGUCUAAGUAUUACUCAAAUGUGUAAAACCUGCACAUUUUAUUUAAAGCGCGAAAUGGCUUCAGAUUCAAUGUAUAAAAGAGCAUUGGUUUUGUUUUCACAAAAAAACGAUUUAAAGGGACAGUAAAGUCAAAAUUAAACUGUCAUGAUUCGGAUAGAGCAUGCAAUUUUAAGCAACUUUCCAAUUUACUUCUGUUAACAAAUUUGCUUCGUUCUCAUGGUAUCUUUCAUUGAAUAGUAAAACU
This is a messenger RNA of Bombina bombina (fire-bellied toad), 2056 nucleotides long. It is a transcript of the gene ZNF524, whose product is annotated as zinc finger protein 524. The record is from RefSeq and is a predicted model, not a curated record. The transcript is spliced from 3 exons. Gene Ontology annotation, cellular component: nucleus. Lineage: Eukaryota; Metazoa; Chordata; Amphibia; Anura; Bombinatoridae. Bases 313 to 1683 code for a protein of 456 amino acids.